This is a messenger RNA of Neltuma alba, 1533 nucleotides long. Its product is annotated as peroxidase 46-like. Gene Ontology annotation, biological process: hydrogen peroxide catabolic process; response to oxidative stress. Gene Ontology annotation, molecular function: peroxidase activity; heme binding. The coding region runs from base 358 to 1338 and encodes 326 amino acids. Lineage: Eukaryota; Viridiplantae; Streptophyta; Magnoliopsida; Fabales; Fabaceae. The transcript has 4 exons. The record is from RefSeq and is a predicted model, not a curated record.
AUUGCCAAAUGGGGGGGCUUCUAUGGUUAAGGAUGGGUCCUGAAAGCGCAUUUGAAUAAGACACCAAAUAUUAAAACCAAUUAAAUGAAAGAAAACAGUAGUAGCACUAAUAGAGCUGGGAACAAGGAACUUAAAUGCUUGCUGAAGGAGUUAAACAUUGAUAGGCUAGAGGGAAAUUGCAUGACCAAAACCCCAUCUACCUCCUGACAUCACCGAACCACAUAAAUGUAGCUUUUAAUACACACGGCUUCAUUGCCACCUCCUCUUUUGUUUUAUCUUUCCCAUUAUAAUCAAGUAACAAGAGACUCCAUGCUCUAUGUAAAUGCUACGCUUCAAGUCUAAGAACGACUAGACUAAAUGGAGCCGAGGGCAAUAGUUUUUUCCACGGCAGUUUUCCUUGUUUUCAGCUUGUUUAUUGCAGGCUCCGUUUCAGGCAACCUCUCUUACAACUUCUAUGCUGCUUCAUGCCCUUCUGCAGAGUUCAUUGUAAGAAACACUGUCCGUUCUUUCUCUUCUGACGAUCCCUCCAUUCCCGGAAAGCUCCUUCGCUUGGUCUUCCAUGAUUGCUUCGUGGAGGGAUGUGAUGCAUCGUUGACGUUGCAAGGGAACAAUACAGAGCAAAGUGAUCCAGCAAACAGGUCAGUGGGAGGAUUUUCAGUGAUAGAUUCAGCAAAAAGAGUGCUUGAGAUUUUCUGCCCAGGAACCGUUUCUUGUGCUGACAUAAUUGCUCUGGCGGCGAGAGAUGCCGUUGAAGCUGUUGGUGGACCCGUAGUUGAGAUUCCCACGGGCAGGAGAGAUGGGAUGGUUUCACUGGCUUCCAAUGUCAGACCCAACAUUGUUGACACCAGUUUUACAAUGGAUGAGAUGGUCAAGCUCUUCUUCUCCAAGGGAUUGUCCCUUGACGACCUUGUCAUUCUUUCAGGGGCUCAUACCAUAGGAUCAGCCCACUGCAUCUCUUUUAGGGACAGGUUCCAACAAGACUCAAAAGGGAGGCUUAGGCUGGUUGGCAAUGACCUUGACAGUAGUUAUGCAAAUGAACUGAUGAGAGAGUGUGGAUCAAAUUCAAACCCAUCUGUAACAGUUAACAAUGAUCCUGAAACAUCUAUGGUGUUUGACAACCAGUAUUACCGGAAUCUGCUGGCUCACAAGGGUCUGUUCCAGUCGGAUUCUGUUCUGCUGAGUGAUAACCAAACAAGGAAAUUAGUGGACGAUCUGGCAAAUGACCAGGAACUUUUCUUUCAGAAAUGGAGCCAAUCAUUCCUGAAGCUGACCAUUGUUGGAGUGAAAACAGAUGAAGAGGGUGAGAUUCGACGAUCUUGUGAAGCUACUAAUGCAUAAAUUGGUGGAUUGAUUUGUCCAUUCUUUGUUUGUUAGCGUGGGAUGUUUUUCAUUGCAGAAAGUCUAGCAUGUGAGACACUCACUGUUUCUGAAAUAACGGGACCUAGAAUAAUGUUUGUCACCUCUAUAACAAUCCUUAUAUUCUCUGAUUUCAUCUGAAACAAAAUUAAAAUGGAGCGAGUGAGAUUGGAAGCU